Cloeon dipterum is the source of this 1294-nucleotide messenger RNA. It is a transcript of the gene UbcE2M, whose product is annotated as NEDD8-conjugating enzyme UbcE2M. Lineage: Eukaryota; Metazoa; Arthropoda; Insecta; Ephemeroptera; Baetidae. The record is from RefSeq and is a predicted model, not a curated record. The transcript is spliced from 4 exons. Bases 153 to 701 code for a protein of 182 amino acids.
GUCAACUGGGACGGAUUUCUACAGUGUCUGUCUGCCUUUCUUGUGUGGCUCACUCAGUUAAUGGCCUGUGCAGCUUGUCACAGUGGACCCUGAUCAGUGCAAAUCAUUCCUUUUUCCAGGCCAUUAAUCAGUAGAACGUUUGGACGGGCACGAUGAUCAAGUUGUUCUCUCUGAAGCAGCAAAAGAAGGAGGGCGAAGCAUGCCCGAAGCAAGGAACUCAAAAGAAGGCCACUGCCGCCCAGCUGCGCAUAACCAAAGAUCUAAACGAGCUGAACCUGCCGAAGACCUGCGACACCGAGUUUCCAGACGCGAAUGACCUGCUUAACUUCAAGCUGAUCAUCAGUCCAGAUGAGGGAUUCUACAAGGGAGGCAAGUUCGUGUUCAGCUUCAAGGUCGGACCCAACUAUCCUCACGAGCCGCCAAAGGUCAAGUGUGAAACGUCAAUCUACCACCCCAAUAUCGACCUUGAGGGCAACGUUUGUCUCAAUAUUCUGCGCGAGGAUUGGAAACCCGUCUUAACUGUCAACAGCAUCAUUUAUGGGCUCCAAUACCUUUUCUUGGAGCCUAACCCUGAAGACCCUCUUAACAAAGACGCAGCUGAAAUUCUACAGAACAACAGACGGAUGUUCGAACAGAACGUGAUGAAGGCAAUGCGAGGUGGCUACGUAGGCACCCAGUACUUUGAGCGCUGUCUCAAGUGAUUUCGCCUGCUCUCCGUCUCUUCAGCAAAACACCAGCAGAGCCAAACAAACUAAGCUAAAUUCUUUCAAAAUAAAUCGAGAGACUCGCCGUGUUUCCUUCUCCACUUACUUUUAUUCUGUUCAAGUGCAAGUGCUGUUUUCUAUGUUGUUUCCUUUAUUUUUAUCCCAUUGAUUGAUUGAGUUGAGUUGCAACGCACGCACGCAUAGUUGAAUCUGUUUGCUUGCUUCGGAGAGAAUGAGAAAAGUGCUUUAGUGGCGAGUGAUCCCAGCUUCUCGAGUGCACCGUGGACCAUUUUUUGGAUCCGGUUAAUCAGUGGAAAAAUUAUUUCAAACAUCUUUCGCGAGCACCGUCGUCAUUUAGGAAACAAAAUCACAAGACAGCGCCUGAAGAGCUUCUGAGAGAACGCCCUUUGUAACUGCAUUAAAUUAAGUGAUAAGGAUUUUCAAUUAAUGUAAUCAGGAAACCUUUUCAUGGUUAUAUAUAUGGCUUCAUUAUUUAAUGACAUACCUUUCAAGGUCUUUGUAAUAGUUGAAUCGAAUUUUCAAAUUUUGUUAAUUAUUUGAAUUCGGAAAUAAAUUGAAUCUAAUGUUAA